This is a messenger RNA of Lodderomyces elongisporus, 345 nucleotides long. RefSeq lists its product as uncharacterized. The transcript has a single exon. Lineage: Eukaryota; Fungi; Ascomycota; Pichiomycetes; Serinales; Debaryomycetaceae. The record is from RefSeq and is a predicted model, not a curated record. The coding region runs from base 1 to 345 and encodes 114 amino acids.
AUGACAAAUAACCCUCAUAAAUUCUUCUACAAAGGUGCAGACAAUGACUUUGUCAUUUUCGUUGACGAUCCAGAAUUGUACAAGAAAUACAAAAGCGGAGACACAACAAUUCCAUUAAUUGAUAUUGUCUCAGUAUUCAAAGUGUUUAUCAAUAGACAAGGUGGUGCUGAUGGAAUUCUAGAUGAAGCUUCUAAGCAGGAUUUGAACAAUAAUUUUAAGACUUCGAAUGUCGACGAAGUGAUUAAGAUUAUUUUGGACAAAGGAUCAGACAAGCACAAUUCUGAUCUCAAUGAUGAAGAUGCUUCUCGUAACGACUCAAUUGGAGCACGUGAUACUGGUAACUAA